Messenger RNA from Cyprinodon variegatus (sheepshead minnow), 1704 nucleotides. It is a transcript of the gene micu2, whose product is annotated as mitochondrial calcium uptake 2. Gene Ontology annotation, cellular component: uniplex complex. Bases 54 to 1322 code for a protein of 422 amino acids. Gene Ontology annotation, biological process: mitochondrial calcium ion homeostasis; calcium import into the mitochondrion. Gene Ontology annotation, molecular function: calcium ion binding. NCBI's taxonomy places the organism in Eukaryota, Metazoa, Chordata, Actinopteri, Cyprinodontiformes, Cyprinodontidae. The transcript has 12 exons. The record is from RefSeq and is a predicted model, not a curated record.
CCAAGGUAGCUACGGAAGCCGUCGCGUUUGCGCAACCAGGUAGCUUCCUGAAAAUGGCCAGCUGGGGAAAGUUCGCCGCCCUGUUAAGGAACGUAGCGAGGAGCUCUCGACUCCUGAACACGUCCACAUCAUUCCGCGCUGUGGGUUCAGGUCUUCUCGGCUCUGUUAUUGGAAGCGGGAGCCUCUGGUUGUACUGCCGCCAUCAUGCUAACAGCAGGACGCUUCCCUUCGCUGUUCUGGCAGAGGAAGAAAGAUUGCAGGAACCUGCAGCUCCUCAUCUGUCUGCCAGAAAGAUCCGCUUCAUCCAGUUUGCCUCAGUAAUGUAUGACAUGGAGCCCUACAUGACCCCAAGAGACUUCCUGUUCUCGGUCAUGCUGGAACAAGUGGACAGAAAGCUCCAGAAGAGAAUCCUAACAGCACAGGACGUGGACAACAUGUUGGCGGCUGCCUCUAAAGCUCGUCCUGGCAGCGAUCUGUUCAGGAACCUGGGAGAUAAUGGUUUGAUUUCCUACACAGAGUAUCUCUUCCUGCUGACCAUCCUGACCAAGCCGCGUACAGGAUUCCACAUAGCUUUCCAAAUGCUGGACGUGGACGGCAAUGAGCAGGUGGACAAGAAAGAAUUUCUCAAGCUCAAGAACAUAAUUGGAAAGAGUAAACUGAAAGCUUCAAAGGACGUCACUGAGAAAGCAGCAGAGGAAGCGGAAGCUGUAAAUACAUCCCUGCAGGCGUACUUCUUUGGAAAGAAAGGAUACAACAAGCUGAAGUAUAAAGAGUUUCACAGAUUCAUGGAAGACCUCCAAGCUGAGGUGCAGGAGAUGGAGUUCCUGCAGUUCUCCAAAGGUAUGGACACAAUGAGACGGGAGGACUUUGCAGAGUGGUUGCUGCACUACACCAACGAAGAGGAUAACGAAGUCUACUGGGAAAACAUGAGGAAGAAGAUCCCUGCUGGUCAGAGCAUCACGUUUGAGGAGUUCAAAGCCUUCUGCCUGUUCACCAACAACCUGGAGGAUUUCGCCUUCUCUAUGAAGAUGGUGACCGAGGCCAACCGUCCGGUGGGAAUGUCCCAGUUUAAACGAGCGGUGAAGAUCGCCACAGGUCACGAGCUUUCCGAAAACGUUCUGGACACCGUGUUCAAACUCUUCGACAUGGAUGGAGACAACUGUCUGAGUCACAAGGAGUUCCUGGGAGUGAUGACAGACCGAGUACUGAGAGGCUUGAAGGUGCAGCAUCAAAGCGGCAUCUCUGGCUACUGGAAGUGUGUGAAGAGGGAGACCCUGAAGGGGGCUAAGGAGGCCCUGGGAGACAGCGGCUGCCCCAUCUGAUGCGCUCAUCUGUCCCAUCUGAUGUGCUCACCUGUCCACCAUUGCAGACAUCUCCCAUUUAUUAUACGACUAAACCAACUAAGCACAUUAUAUAUGAUGAAACACUGCCUGAAGCUUUGUGUCGGGAUGUUGACCAGCAUUUUACACUGAUUAUUGUUAUUUAGCCAUUUUUGCACUCAAUAAAAUCAAGUUUAAAUUUUCCAGUUUUUACGAAACUUGACCCUAAUCUCAGGACUGGAAAGAAACAUUUGUUAAAUUAAAAUUAAACAUUAGAGGUCUGGUAAUCGGAACGCUCUGAAUGGAGUCACAUGAUGAACCAUGGUGACCAGCGUUUCACAGUGAUAAAUAUUAUUCAGCCAUUUUUGCACUCAAUAAAAUCCAA